This is a messenger RNA of Gasterosteus aculeatus aculeatus (three-spined stickleback), 3110 nucleotides long. RefSeq names its product acid phosphatase 5a, tartrate resistant (gene acp5a). NCBI's taxonomy places the organism in Eukaryota, Metazoa, Chordata, Actinopteri, Perciformes, Gasterosteidae. The record is from RefSeq and is a predicted model, not a curated record. Gene Ontology annotation, biological process: bone resorption. Gene Ontology annotation, molecular function: acid phosphatase activity.
ACUGCUCCUCGUGAGUCCGACCCGUUGCCCGAGCCGUCAACAUUUAACCGCUGAGAUAAACUCAAGAAGCCACCGCUCUGGUUCCCAUAUUAUCAAACGGUCCAAAAUGCUGAACAAAAGGAAGAAGGAAAAGAGUGAUUAACGUGGAAGUGGAAGAAGAAGAAGCGGAGUCUGGACACCAGCUAUAAUAACCGCUGUGGAUCACAUGCGGCCCGGAUGACCCUGCAGUCUCGAGACUGAGUCAAGGGGUGAGCAAUGAUCAUGCCCCUGACCCUCCUGCAGCUUCCCCUCCAGGAAUCCUGAUAAAAGGCAGGCGGGAGAAGCGCUGCGAGGACGAAGAGGUUCCCGUCAGGUCAUCCUGAGCUCACCCCACCAGUUAUCAGCUAUGCGGCUCACACUGGUAUACAUCUUAAUUGCUGUCAUUCCUGUGGCCUACUGCUAUUCUCCUGCCUUUGAAGACCUGGUAGAAACUGGCAGCAACCGAACCUCCAUAAAGUUCCUGGCUUUAGGAGACUGGGGUGGGGUGCCUUAUCCCCCCUACAUCACUGCUGUGCAGAAGGCUACUGCUCGAGAAAUGAGCAAAGUAGCACAGCAGAUGGGAGCUGACUUUGUUCUGGCCCUUGGCGAUAACUUCUACUUCAGAGGUGUGGACAGUGUCGAUUCGCCUCGGUUUCAGGAUACUUUUGAGUCGGUGUACACCGCAAAGUCUCUCAAAAUCCCCUGGUAUGUGCUUGCUGGCAAUCAUGACCAUGCAGGCAACGUCAAAGCCCAGAUUGAGUACAGCCACAAAUCUGACCGCUGGAACUUCCCCUCCUACUAUUAUGAGCUGAACUUCCACAUCCCCAACACCGGGAAGACUCUGACCAUCAUCAUGCUCGACACCGUGUUGCUGUGCGGUAACUCUGACGACUUCCUGGACGAGACGCCCAGAGGCCCUCUGCGCAUGAUGGACGCCAACCGCCAGGUGACGUGGCUGCAGGAGCGAUUGGCUCAGUCCAGGGCCGACUUCCUGUUGGUGGCCGGCCAUUACCCCGUGUGGUCGGUGUCCGAGCACGGGCCCACGGCGUGUCUGCUGCAGCGGGUCAAGCCCCUGCUCGUCAAAUACAACGCCACCGCUUACCUCUGCGGCCAUGACCACAACCUGCAGUACAUCGAAGAGUCCGGCGUGGGCUACGUGGUGAGCGGCGCUGGCAACUUCCUGGAUCCCGAUAUCCGUCACUGGAAUCGCGUUCCCAAAGGUUCUGUGAAGUUCUUCAGUGGGAAAGCUUCGACGCUGGGAGGCUUUGUCCAUGCAGAAGUCACAAAGGACAAGAUGUUCUUGACCUUCUUCCAGGCUACAGGCACUUCUCUCUACCGCACGGCGCUCUCACAAAGGAGCUUUGAGUAGACCGGCUCAUCGAAGCUCAUCGAAGCAAUAGAUAAAUGUUAUUUGCAUACAGUAUAGUCUACGUCAAUCACUACUGUUAAUCGUUUUUAAACAAUUAUAUUUGUCAUUUGUAUUUUAAAGAUUUAUUUAAAAAAAAUAUAUGAUUUUAUUGUGAUAAAAUAAUAAAUGCUGUUCCUAAAAAGUGUCGUGUUUGCUUGGUUAUCGCUUGCGGUGGAAAAGUCUCUAAUGCACUUUAGUUGUAUAGAUUAUGGGCUUGUGCUAGAUUCUAGGACUGUACUGUAUUUUUUAUUUCUCCGUAGUCUGAACAUACAGUGCCGUCUUUGUUCUUGGUCAGGUGACUGCCAUGUACUCUGCUUGUUUAAACUCUGUAGUUCGAUGUUGAUUGGAGCACAAAGGCUUGUAUGAUUUAAACAUUUUAAAAUGAGGAUUAUAAUUAUAGCCCGUGCUUACACUUUAGUGAGAUACAUUCCUGGCUGUGCAGAAUUAAGAUGGUGGUGUCUGAGCUGGCGAAGAACGCGGGUCAUUGUUUUCAUGGUGCUCACACGCAGAGUUAAAAUACAGAAAUAAGUUGACUGUUGGAAAAUGCAAAGACUUUGCUAACUGCUUUGUCAGGGGACCACCUGGUCUUCCACCAGAGGAUUAGGCUGAAUGACAGAUUGGCGCCGACCUCGACCAGGAUAAACUCUGCCAGCCAACGAAUAACUGGGUAAAGCACAACCUAUGAUGUUUUUUUUCUACCUCCUUCUGCUGACAUUGUUUUGCUUUUACUGCCCUAAUUUCUUUACAUAAGGAGGAUUUUGGGCUCUCACCUCUUUUAUUUUCAUGUUGUGUAACAUGCAAAUAAAACUGCAUGUUGUGUAAUAUGUCAAAUUGAAUGCAAUGUUUAGUGCCCCCCCCCCAUCCCCCACGUCCCUCAUGUGUUUAUCCCGUCCUAACCCCAGUCUGGAUGUUAUAGGGUUACUUAAUCGUGUUGCUGAUCCACUUGGAAGGAGUCGCAGUCAUCUGGUGUCAUGCAUCCUCAAACUGGGAGCUUGAUCUUUGAACUGAGUCAAUGUCCGUAAGAAAUCAGCUUAGGGGUAAACUGUCACAUGCGGCUGAGAGACGGAUAAGGAUCUCUUAACGCUGAAUGAUGUAAACUGCCUGCAGAGCAAAAAGAGAGCGACAAAACUGAUGAUUAGACCCCUUCUGUAUUCAAAGUGACUAUAUGCAUGUACAACAGGUCUCACCUGCAGGACUUCUCAACGGGUAACACAAGGGGUUUGCAGCAAGUAAACUGUUUAAAGCACUGACUCUGACAGCAACAAGAGAAGCCGUCUAUCUGGCCACACCGGUCUGACUGGUCAAACAGAGAGAAAACCACGCUGACAAAUUGUAACACAAUGAUUUGUUUCAAAAAUCUUGCGUGUUGGACAUUAUAAACUGGAACGUGAUACAUAAAAAUGUUUGCUCUCCCAGCGUAACUCAAUGCGGAUCCAUAUUAAUGCCAUCGUACAAGCAGAAUAAAUUGUGGAUACAUUUGUCAGAUUAGGGUGCCGCUGUCCGAUUAUCUAGAAGUAAUAAAAGGAUGGUGUAUUAAAGGCUUAGCGAGUCUUUUAAUCUUCACCCCUUAAUCUCCAGCCCUCACUGAAUGUGGGGCCCUCUGAGUUUUACAGAUGAAAUAGAAUGUUGCCUCAAUGAGGGUGCCCAAAAAGUGUCACUUUAUACAAUAAAAUGUUUUCCCAGA